This is a messenger RNA of Xyrichtys novacula (pearly razorfish), 2263 nucleotides long. The record is from the annotation of a GenBank genome assembly. NCBI's taxonomy places the organism in Eukaryota, Metazoa, Chordata, Actinopteri, Labriformes, Labridae.
CACUCAAACUAACCCUAACCCUGCAUUCCAUUGUUUCCAUCAUGGGAAAUCUAAGUGACGCUCUCAAAUUAACAGGAACAUUGCGCAGAAGAUAUGUCCUGGGCAAUGGACUGAGAAAACGGGCAGAGAUUUGGAGGUAUUUGUGCAUGCUCUAUAUUACAGUUGAAAAGUGUAUAACAGCUUUCCAAUGCUGUUACUUAUGGCGAACACCUUUUUGCUUGAGUUGAUGCGUGCCCGCAGGUGGAAUAAUGUCACAUGUCACACACAUUUUCUGUUGUUUUGAUUUAUUUACUCAUUCAUCAUUUUAUGUGCGCACCUCUCCUAAUCAACCCACCCAUUAAAUAGACAGGCACAAUAGCACCAUCUGCUGGCACAAAAAAUACAUAACAAUAAACUGCAAAACCCCAAUCUGGCUCCUACAAAGUGUAUGUGACAAGAUGAUUAACGUUUGCUUUUGUUAAAUCAGGGCUUCCCCAGCCAGGACUUCGGCUCAGACUGUGGCAUAUUCAUGUUGAUGGUAGGUCAUAACGAGCUGUAAUGCACAAAUAUUGUAUCUAGAAUAACUUUCCAAUAUGGACUUUUUUAAAGUUAUCUCACAUGUUGUCUCAUAAUUUUUUUUUAAAAGUCUGCCAUGUACCUCGUUAUGGAGUCACAGUUUGACUACUCAGUUGUAAGUACUUUUCAACACGCAGUGUCAUCCUCAAGAUUGUAUUUUGUAUUGUGCACUAAAAUGAAAUACAAACAACAAUUUCAGCAUGACAUGCCUGUUUGGCGGCGAUGGUGGUGCCUGUUGCUCCUGGAGAACAAUUCUUUGAACAGGUAGACAGUUUAAGUAAACUAGAUGUCCUAAUUAACUGGAAGACAAUCAAUAUAUUGUACUUAAAGAUAUAUUGUCAUUACAGUUGUGGGAAAAUCUUCGCCCACUGGAGCAAAGAAUGUAAAGAGCUCAUUGCUGGAAAGCAUACUCCGGUCUUCAGUCUAAAGAGGAAGGCAGAGCAGCAGGACAUAGAGGUUAGAAAAUUGCCUUGUAAAAACAGUAUUAUCUCAGUGGGAGUCCUUCAAAAUGCACACAGUUGUAUGGAUCAACAUUGUCUCGAUGUAUUUGGUAAUUGAUGUUACUUUUCAAAUUGCCUUGUCAAGGAAACCAUGACGCAGACGGCAUCGGAUGUCCAAAGAAUGUGCAUGGCAGAUUCAAUGCAAUUCUGUGUCUACCAGACAUCGAACAACACAGGAGAGAGGUGUGUUGCAGACUCAAUUUAAUAAAUGCAAUUAUCGGGGCCUAUUCAGUGAUUUUCCAUGAAGUGACCACUUUUACAUAUAGUUUAAAUGCACGAAUCAUGCAGGAAAAUUAUUUAUACAUUCAAAUGUGCUGCAGAGGUAUAAUCAAUUGGACAGCGUGUUUGUUUAAUAUUAUGUUUGUCUCUCAUUUGAUCAGAUUGCUUUACCCUGAGGUAAACGUCAUAAAAUGGGUCCAGUGCAAGACGUGCAGGGGCUGGCUGCAUCAGGAUUGUGCUGGGAUUGAAAUGGAGCCGUUUGACUGCGGGUGCGAGGACUCCAUUGAGCAUCCUCGGUAUAACAUAAUUUAUCAAGGAAACAUAGUAUCAGUCAAAAAUACGAGGCUCAAAGGAUGAAAAAAUGAGGGCUUGCUCUUUUCUUAUUUCUCUGCAGGAUCAAGGAUGCUGUUGACAGUUGAGGAAUUCAUGCUGUCUUUUCUAAGACACAGAUCAAGGUUGCUUUUGAAUGCACUAUCAGUUGUUAAAGCCACCGUUUCUUUUUCAGAUGAUUACAUUUUUGUCUCUUGCUCUUUGGUUUCAGACAUUACACGAUGAUCUACUGUCUGGAAAGAUCCGCUCCAACAGAAUGUUCCUUUGGAGGAAUCCCGCCACCUCACUCCGACUAAAGCAGCAUCUUAAGAUAAGGACACUAAGUUGGAGUGAGCAGCGCGUAAGUAAAAAUGCCAUCCAUCAUGAGUAUUUUUACUCUCAGGGGUGUUACAUUUGAAAGGUGUUUACUUUCUGUGUUUUUCUUCGAUAGAUGUUCGAGCUCCUGCGGUUCAUUGAGGUGGCAACAAACAUUUCUAAAAAAAUAAAGAGAGGCGAGAUUCAUCUGCUUGAUUUCGUUUUUGACGUCAUGCUCCCAGAGGUGAGUAGAUCAAACUAUAUAGCUUGCUUUGAAAAAUGAUGAUAUUGUUAAGAGGUUGUUCUUAUUCAUUUGGAAAGCUCAAGAACAACAAUUAACCCAUACUGCAUAACUUCAAUUGUUC